Sphaeramia orbicularis (orbiculate cardinalfish) is the source of this 2306-nucleotide messenger RNA. Its product is annotated as meprin A subunit beta-like. The transcript has 15 exons. Bases 173 to 1987 code for a protein of 604 amino acids. Gene Ontology annotation, cellular component: membrane. Gene Ontology annotation, molecular function: zinc ion binding; metalloendopeptidase activity; protein binding. Gene Ontology annotation, biological process: proteolysis. The record is from RefSeq and is a predicted model, not a curated record. NCBI's taxonomy places the organism in Eukaryota, Metazoa, Chordata, Actinopteri, Kurtiformes, Apogonidae.
GAUGAUGAGUGCACUCUGCAGACACAUCUCUGUCUGUAUGUGCCCCCUUUAUCUUUUUCAAAAUUUUCCUAUAAUAAUUAGUUUGACUGUGGUGUAAUCUCCCCCAACCUGAAUUUAAAAAAAGUGUCAAACACAGAUUCACCUGAUCCAGUGUGAGUCUGUGGCUGCAGCCAUGACACGACGGUGGAUUAUUCUGCUCUUUGGCCUGGGUUUGACGAUGGCGAAGCCGAUAGGAGAAACAGUUCUCCAUGUUGAUAAGGGCCGUAACAGGAACAUCCUUCAGAUCAAUAAAGAGGCUGGAAAGCACCUUAUCGAGGGAGACAUUAAAGAGGGUGUGUUGAGAAACACCAUCAUAGGAGAUGAGUAUCGCUGGCCUACAACCGUUCCCUUCUACCUGGACGACAGCCUGGAUGUAAAUGCAAAGGGAGUGAUCCUGAAAACAUUUGAUGAAUUCAGACUCAGGACCUGCAUCGACUUCGCACCAUGGGAAGGAGAAGAGAACUACAUUUCUGUCUUCAAUGACGACGGAUGCUAUUCUUAUGUCGGUAACCAGCAUGUGGGGAAGCAGGAGCUGUCUAUUGGUUGGGGUUGUGAACUCAUAGCAACUGUUGAGCAUGAGUUCCUCCAUGCUCUUGGUUUCUGGCAUGAACAGUCCAGAUCUGACCGUGACGACUACAUUGACAUAAUAUGGAGGAAUAUUGAACCUGAUAACCAGUAUAACUUUGAUCGUGAAAAUGACACUGUAUCCAGUGCUCUGGGCGUUCCCUAUGAUUACAUGUCUGUGAUGCACUAUGAGAAGACAGCCUUCGGCCUGGAGAAUCAGAUCACCAUGCUCCCCAAGAAUCCCCACUAUGUUGAUGUGAUUGGUCAGGAUAUGGGGUUCAGCGCCAGUGACCUUACCAAACUCAGCCGUCUCUACAAGUGUACCACGUCUACAACCUUUGUGGACAGCUGUAGCUUUGACGAUGACAACAUCUGUGGGAUGAUCGACGGUCCUGGAAACAAAAAGUGGGAAUGGCGCGAUUCAGUUGAAGGAGGGCCUGAGUCUGAUUUCACCACCAUGGGACAGCGCGAAGGGAACAGUUACUUCAUGCACUUCAACACUGCAUCCGCUAACCCCGGAGACCAUGCAAUUCUGAGGAGUCGUAUGCUUUACCCCAAACCUGGAGCCCAGUGUCUGCAGUUCUUCCUGUUCAACACAGGGGCAGCUGAUGACACUCUCCAUAUCUGGGUGAGAGAGUAUGACGAGACCAACCCUAAGGGUAAACUGCAACACUUCAAGACGAUCUCAGGAGGUGAAACAGGCGUCUGGAAUCUGUAUCAAGUUAAUAUUAAUGUGGUCAAUAAGGCUCGUGUGAUUUUUGAGGGGGUAAGAGGGAAACAGCCAUCAUCAGGAGGGCUCUCUUUGGACGACAUCAACCUGUCAUCCACCAAGUGUCCUCACCACAUCUGGCCCAUCCGCAACAUCACCAACAUACUGGAAAAUACAGGAGAGAUCAACAGCCCUCGAUUUCUGUCUCCAACCACAGGUUACUCCUUCCAGAUAACAUUGCAGCCAAACGGAUUAGACGAUGAGCUAGGGGAUAUGGGUGUAUUCUUUCACUUGACUUCAGGACCCAAUGAUCACAACCUCAACUGGCCAUGUCCGUGGCACCAGGUAACCAUGACCUUGAUGGAUCAGCAGCCCGACAUCAGACAGCAAAUGAACCAGCACCAUAUGUUGACCACAGACCCCACCUUGAAGUCAGAUGAUGGUACAUACAUGUGGGGAAAUCCUCGUUCAGUGGGCGAAAAGGUGACCGACCCUGAUGGCAGUUCCUUCUACCGUGGUGAAGGCUUGGGAGCAUCUCCCUUUAUCACCAGAACCAGACUGAAGAGCAGAGACUUCAUUAAAGGAGACACUGCCUUUUUCCUCUUCAGUCUGGAAGAUAUCUCCCACCUACUGCUACCCCAGCCUCUUCCCGACAUCGCGUCAGCUGGGGAGUGACGAGAAUGUGAUCAUACAGGACAAGACUGGAUUCAUGGGAGUGGAAACUCCAGUGAAAGUUGACCACCAUUCCAUAAUGUCCUGAUGAAGUAAAAGUGCAAAGCAUCCUAUCUCUAUCCUAUGAGCUACAAAAAUAUUUGUUAUAUCUGUUUUGCAGCUUUAUACAUGUAUUUUAACCAGAUACAGUUCUUUAUGCUUAGAUAAAGAUGUGAAGUUGUUCCAAAACACCUAUCGCAUAAUAUAUAUUAAUCACCUAUUGAUUUUCUAACAACCGCUUUGACUGCAUUGCCAAAAGAAAAAAAAAAAAAAAUAAAUGAAU